AUGUCAAUCAAUGGAGCAGAUGAUGGUGGCAGUACUACACCAGUAGAUCUCAAAGCACCUAUUUUGGAGGUAAGAUGUGGACAUUUGGUAGCUCGUUUACACACUGAAAAGUUCGUCUGCCCGGGAAUACAUCAACCGUGCAUUGAACUUGAUGGUGAACUGAUUAGCCCCAAAGAAUUUACAAUACGUGCUAAUAAAGAUAAACAAAAAGACUGGAAAGGAAGCAUUCGUAUUGGCAAGUCAAAUAUGAGAGCAUUAAUGGAAAUGAAAAGCCUCGAUUUUUACAAUCACGAGAAUUACUGCAGCGCGAAAUGUCAGUCACGAAAUUUUAUGUCGUUUAAAAAUCACCUUACAGAAGCAUAUUUAAACGCUGACUUGCUUUAUGGAGCAACGUCAUCCUCAUUUGAUGAAGAUAAGAAAAGUGGCAUCAUGAGCCUUUAUUCACAAGUGAAUGAACGAAGUAAUUCGGUUGUUAAUGCAAUAAUGUCAACGUUUAUGAAGGGUCAGAAAUUCGAUGAAGAUCUCAUGCCGGCAGAAGAAGAUGCAGCCGGCUCAAGUAACAGCGCCGUAAUGGUCAUGAAAAAUCAACCAAUCAAAUUCUGGGCAGGUAUGGAUGAGAUGGGACUUUUAAGUGAUUUAACAGACGUUAUGAUUACAUCUAUGGAACAUCUUCGUCGUCUUGCACUAAUGGGACCGUCACAGAGAGAUGCAGUUGCGGAACGAUUAACUCGAGUUGCUGGCGCAUUAGAUUUAGACGAAACUAUCGGUUCCAGAAUACAAGCAGAACGACUUAAUUGCACUGUGGAAACAAGUUUGCUGAGUAACGAAAUUCAAGCAGAACUGCAAAAGAAAACCGAAGUGAGCUGGCGUAGACUAGAGGAAUCACGACGGAAGGCGUCACGAAUUGAUGACCUAUUCUGCGAAGAUUCUUCACCAACUGUACCAGGGAAACGUCGAAGGCAUUCCACUGCAGCUCCUUCUGUAUGUGUUACAGCAUCAACGAUAACAUCUGCACCUACUUCCGCUACGGCAACUGCUACUGCGGCACCAAUCAUCGAUGAAAAUAAUGGCUUAUCAAUGGUAGAACAGUGA
Brugia malayi is the source of this 1092-nucleotide messenger RNA. Its product is annotated as SAND domain containing protein. Gene Ontology annotation, molecular function: DNA-binding transcription activator activity, RNA polymerase II-specific; RNA polymerase II cis-regulatory region sequence-specific DNA binding. The transcript has 9 exons. Lineage: Eukaryota; Metazoa; Nematoda; Chromadorea; Rhabditida; Onchocercidae. Gene Ontology annotation, biological process: positive regulation of transcription by RNA polymerase II. The record is from RefSeq and is a predicted model, not a curated record. Bases 1 to 1092 code for a protein of 363 amino acids.